AUGUUUCAACUUAAAGGGAAGGCUUUGUUCGCAGCCUCCACUACUUUGGCUGCAACUGGUUUCUUACUAUUCGGUUAUGACCAGGGUGUCAUGUCCGGUAUUGUCGAUAAUGAGCAUUGGAAAGAUUUAAUGGGUUUCAGCAAUGAAAGCUCCACAUCUGCACUGGUGGGUGCGGUGGUGGCCUUGUACGAAAUUGGAUGUAUGUUUGGUGCCCUAGUUACCGGCAAAUUGGGUGAUAUGCUUGGUCGACGAAAUACGAUUCGUCUUGGUUCAGUCAUUCUUAUUAUUGGCGCCGUUUUGCAAACCGCCACGGUCAACAUGGGCAUGACCAUUGCUUCCCGUAUCAUUACGGGUUUCGGUAACGGAAUGAACACCGCCACGGUACCCGUCUAUCAAUCCGAAGUGUCACCUCCCAAAUCUCGUGGUGCUCACGUCUGCUUUGAAUGUUUCCUACUCGUAGUCGGUAUUGGUAUUGCCUAUUGGUUGGAAUACGGUCUCUACUUUGUCGGUGGCGAAUUCGCGUGGCGAUUCCCUUUGGCUUUUCAAAACUUGUUUGCCCUCAUUUUGAUCGCCGGUACUUUUGUCUUGCCAGAAACUCCCCGUUGGCUCGUGGCGCAUGAUCGGGAUGAAGAAGCGAAAGAAGUGCUGGCCCGUUUAUGGACUGACGGUGACAAGGAUCAUCCUCGAUGUAUCGCUGAAUACGAAGAAAUCCGUGACGGUAUCGAUCUUGAACGCCGCGAAGGCAUCUCCUCGUACAAGGAAUUGUUCUCCAAGGGCAAAUUCAACAACCGUUACCGUGUGUGUCUUGGUAUGCUGAGUCAAAUCAUCCAGCAGCUUUGCGGUAUCAAUGUGACAACCUACUAUCUGGCGACGGUCAUGGCCCAAGCAGGCAUGGACCGAGCCACGUCCAUGUUAAUGGCCGGCGUCGAUUCCAUUGUGUACGGUCUUGGCUCCUUGUUGCCUAUUGUCCUUGUCGAAAGAAUCGGUCGUCGCAAGAUCAUGAUCUGGGGUCUUGUCUUGCAAACGAUUACCCUGGUGUGCAUUGGUGGUUGUCAAAAGGCCCAGAUCGACGGUUUUACAGGUGCUGGUAGCGGCGCGGUGGCCUUUACCAUGUUAUAUAACUUUGUAUUUGGCGCCAGCUGGCUCGGUAUGGCGUGGUUAUAUCCUGCAGAAAUCUUUAGCACGGGCCUUCGUGCCAAGGGCAAUUCGUUCUCUACGGCGGCCAACUGGUUGGGUAACUUCGUGGUGGCUAUGAUUGCUCCUGUUCUGUUCGAAUAUAUCACGUUUUGGACCUAUAUCCUGUUUGCUUUCCUCAACGUCAUCUUUACCCCCAUGGUAUAUUUCUGGUUCCCCGAAACCAAAGGUCUCUCGCUGGAGCAGAUCGAAAUUCUGUUUGCCACGGAAGAACUCAAGGACGAUGCCAAAUCGGUUGCUUCCCAUAUUGGUUCCAAUUACGACAGCGAGAAACCCCACGAUCCCGAAAAUGGAUCUGUCCGACCCAAGAGUUACCGCAAUCAAAGCAAUCUUUCUCAAGACGUUCAGCAUGCUUCGUCUCAAAAAUUCGAGACAUCCGUUUCCGAGAAGGCUCCCAACUACAAGUAA
This is a messenger RNA of Radiomyces spectabilis, 1602 nucleotides long. Its product is annotated as general substrate transporter. Gene Ontology annotation, biological process: carbohydrate transport; transmembrane transport. Lineage: Eukaryota; Fungi; Mucoromycota; Mucoromycetes; Mucorales; Radiomycetaceae. Gene Ontology annotation, cellular component: membrane. The record is from RefSeq and is a predicted model, not a curated record. The transcript has 2 exons. Gene Ontology annotation, molecular function: carbohydrate:proton symporter activity. The coding region runs from base 1 to 1602 and encodes 533 amino acids.